Acanthaster planci (crown-of-thorns starfish) is the source of this 806-nucleotide messenger RNA. RefSeq names its product pyrimidodiazepine synthase-like. NCBI's taxonomy places the organism in Eukaryota, Metazoa, Echinodermata, Asteroidea, Valvatida, Acanthasteridae. The record is from RefSeq and is a predicted model, not a curated record. Gene Ontology annotation, cellular component: cytoplasm. Gene Ontology annotation, biological process: glutathione metabolic process. Gene Ontology annotation, molecular function: glutathione transferase activity; glutathione dehydrogenase (ascorbate) activity.
CCGUAUACCGGUUACGUACAUCACUAGGCCCAGCAUUGCAUAUGCAGCUUGUGCGGACAUUACAAGACCAAGAGUUGUCUCCAAGACCCACCUGAAAUCUGGUGACCCUCUGCCUGAUUUGAGAGAUGGUGUCCCAUGGCUAUUUAGCAUGCGGUUCUCUCCAUUUGCCCACUCGGUACGCUUGGUUCUUAUGACAAAAGGAAUCAGCUAUGAUGAAAUCUACUGUGACUUGAGGAGAAAACCAGAGUUCCUUCUGGAACGCAAUCACAUUGGAAAAAUUCCUGUCCUGGAAGUCAAUGGAAAGAUAAUUAUUGAAUCAGUUGUCAUCUGUGAGCUGUUGGAGGAAUUGUAUCCAGAUCCACCUCUUUAUCCAAAGGAUCCCUUUGAAAAGGCCCAACAGAGGAUUGUCCUCGAAAUAUACAGAGCAAAGGUGUGCCAACCAAUGGAAUAUGCUUUACGCUCAUUCACAAAGGACAAUAAAGAUGUUGACACAGUUAUGGAUGGCCUUAAAAUAAUCGAGAGAAGACUUAUGAAACGAGAAACUCCAUUUUUUGGUGGACCCAAACCUGGAAUGGUGGACCUUAUUAUGUGGCCAUUCAACGAGGGUCUCAUAAUCCUGGAUCCAGAAUAUGAGAUGGUUAGAGCCCGAAUGCCUAACUUGUUUAACUACUUCCAGCAUAUGAUGACCAUACCCGCCAUCCAAGCUACUACUCUACCCCGGGAACUCCACGUCCAAUUCCUACUUGGGCUGCUGACCAAGAAAUUUCAAUAUGACUUUCCUGAAAUUACCCUUUAAUAACAGACCU